Messenger RNA from Mycotypha africana, 701 nucleotides. RefSeq lists its product as uncharacterized. The coding region runs from base 418 to 630 and encodes 70 amino acids. The record is from RefSeq and is a predicted model, not a curated record. The transcript has a single exon. NCBI's taxonomy places the organism in Eukaryota, Fungi, Mucoromycota, Mucoromycetes, Mucorales, Mycotyphaceae.
CUCGAUGAAAUGGAUAAACAUCCAUACAUAAAAGACCAUUAUAUAGUCAUGGAUAAUUCACCAUUCACACACAUGAAAACAUAAAGAAGUAUGUUGAGUAUCGAUAUAAAUGUGUGUAUUUUCCUCCUUACUCUCUCGAGCUUAACCCAAUAGAACAAUUCUGGGCAGUGGCAAAGAGCAAGGUUAAGCGCCAUAGGUUUUUACAGGAGGACACUUUAUCAAAAAGAGUUACGAAAGCCUGCAAAAGUUUGGAAAAAAGUCACUUCAAAGGGUUCGUUUCGCAUUCUUACAAGUGCUGGGAUAAAUGUCGAAAUAAAGAGUACAUGUAAUGGCCACUAAUGACGUUCACCCAAUAUAAAAGCGAUCAAUUAUGUUGUUAUCUGUACUUUUUUUAAAAUAGCUUGGUCAAAAAAAGAAAUGCAAUUGCCCGCAUGUUUGAAAAUAAAUUGGUCAAGGAAAUAUUUUGUAUUUGAUUGCUUUGUAGAAACAAAGUUUUCUCUCACAUUUAAUAGUUUUAAAAAAAGCAGUUUUUUCCACGAAGGCGGUUGUGCUAACAUUGUCGAUGACAAAGGAAAAGAAGCAACAACCUUUGUUGAGGAGAAGUCGUUCCAAUUGAGUUGUCAAAAAUAAAAAGCUCAGCUAGAAGCAGCUGUUCCUUGCGAUGUGGUAAUGAAAGAGCCUGUCCCUAAAAGAAAGAGCUA